AUGGCUAAGGGCGAGGAGGUCGCCGACGUCAAGUCCUACUUGACCACGGCGAGCACGCGCGACGUGCGCCACCUCAGGGCGGAGUCUAGCGGCGGCGGCCGCCGGGAUGCCGCCGCCACCGACAAGGACAAGCUCGUGUUCAGCAUGGCUAAGGGCGAGGAGGUCGCCGACGUCUUCUGGGGCGCCACGGUCUGGUGGUCGGCCGCCGCCGUGCCGCCGCCCAACGACACCAUGCCGUGGAGCCGUGCCGCGCGCGUCGAGCGCCGGCUCUUCCGGCUCGAGUUCCAUGAGGGCCACCGCGACCUGGUGCUCAACGAGUACCUCCCCUACGUGCGCAGGGAGGGCCGCGCCGUCAUGGCCAAGAAUCGCCAGCGAAGGCUCUACACGAAUAUCCUCAAGGAAGGCUACGCCUACGAUGACGGGUAA
Messenger RNA from Miscanthus lutarioriparius, 426 nucleotides. The record is from the annotation of a GenBank genome assembly. NCBI's taxonomy places the organism in Eukaryota, Viridiplantae, Streptophyta, Magnoliopsida, Poales, Poaceae.